GAAUCAUGGCUUCCUCUCUCGCAAGGGCUCUCUGGGAAAUGUAGUCCGGUAGCUGCGUCUGUUCCUGCCCGGCCCUGGGAAGAGAGAGAGAGCGGUGUGAGCGGGGAUCGUUUGAAAUAGAUGUAAGAGAACUUUUUACAAGAUGACUGCCAUCAAGCAUGCCCUGCAGAGGGACAUAUUCACUCCAAACGAUGAGCGCCUCCUCAGUAUUGUGAAUGUAUGCAAAGCUGGAAAAAAGAAGAAAAACUGCUUUUUAUGUGCCACAGUAACAACGGAGCAUCCAGUUCAGGUUCGAGUGGUGAAAGUAAAGAAAUCUGACAAAGGGGAUUUCUAUAAGACCCAGACCACGUGGCUACUGCAAGACCUGACAAUGGUGGAUGCAAAAGAUGACCUCAAGGAAAACCCUGACUUUGAUCUGCAUUUUGAUAAAGUCUACAAGUGGGUCGCCAGCAGCCCAGCUGAAAAAAAUGCUUUCAUUUCCUGUAUCUUGAAACUGAACCAAAGGUACCUCAGAAAAAAAAUUGACCUUGCCAACGUCAGCCUACAGAUUUUGGAAGAGUCUGUUCCUAGUGGAGAGAACCAGAGUGUGGCUGGGGGAGAGGAAGAAGCAGCUGCCGAAUACCAAGAGCUGAACACCAGGGAGAAACAGGAUAUCGAGUUCAUGAUGGUGGGCUGUGAAUAUGCCAUUUCCAAUGCUGAGGCCUUCGCUGAGAAACUUUCCAGGGAGCUGCAGGUCCUGGAUGGGGCAAAUAUCCAGUCCAUCAUGGCUUCAGAAAAACAGGUUAACAUCCUUAUGCAGUUGCUGGAUGAGGCCCUAAAAGAGGUGGACCAGAUAGAAGGGAAGCUGAGCAGCUAUGAAGAGAUGCUGCAAAGUGUAAAAGAACAAAUGGAUCAGAUUUCUGAGAGUAACCACCUCAUUGAGCUCAGCAAAACCAACAGCGAGACUCUGCUGGGCGAAAUCGAGUUUCUUGUUAACCACAUGGACCUAUCGAAGGGUCAUAUUAAAGCCCUUCAGGACGCUGACCUAUCUUCCUCUCGUGGUAUUGAGGCUUGUACUAAUGCAGCGGAGGCACUUCUGCAGUGUAUGAAUGUAUCCCUUCGACCAGGACACUCCAUGCUUCAAGCUGUAAAACAGCAACAGCAGCUCUUCACUGACCUCCGAGAGCAGUUUGCCCGCCGACUAGCCAGCCACCUAAACAAUGUAUUUGUCCAACAGUUUACUCAGAUGUUCCCCCACUUAUAUAGCAGGUCCUACUAUCUCUCUAUGGCAGGUCACGAUCAGACUUCCACACUUUCAGUUGAAAUUACCCUACCAAACCAUCAUCCUUUCCACCGAGAUCUUCUACGAUAUGCCAAACUGAUGGAGUGGCUGAAAAACACAGAAUAUGCCAGAUAUGAAGGACUUAUGAAGAACUACAUUGAUUACAUUGUGCGGUUAUAUGACCGAGAGAUCAGGGAUUUCUUUGAGGUGGCUAAGAACAAGAUGACCGGUGCCACCAAAGAAGGAAAAAAGUUUGAUAAUGUUGGUUCAACAAGAAUAAUCAAUAAAAACGCUACGCUGCCUCGAAAAGAGAGUGCCUUGAAACAGGAGACUGAAAGUCUUCAUGGGAGCUCUGGAAAACUGACUGGCUCCACAUCAAGUCUGAAUAAGCUGUCGGUCCAGAGCUCAGGAAGCCGCAGGUCUCAAUCAUCCUCAUUGCUGGAUAUGGGCAACAUGUCUGCCUCUGAUUUGGAUGUCGCUGAUCGCACCAAGUUUGACAAGAUAUUUGAACAGGUCUUAAGUGAACUGGAGCCGCUUUGUCUGGCAGAACAAGAUUUCAUUAGUAAAUUCUUUAAUCUAUCUCAGCAUCAGAGCAUGUCUCGGACAUCCAUGGGUGAAGGUGAUGAAGGUGAUGGUGGGGUUUCAUCUCGACAUCAAACUACUGCUGUGCUGUCUUCGGAGAAGGAAAUGGUCCGACAGAUGAUGACUCACAUAUUCCGCUGUAUUGAACCAGAACUGAACAACCUCAUUGCUCUGGGCGACAAGAUUGACAGCUUUAACUCUUUGUAUAUGCUUGUGAAGAUGAGCUACCAUGUGUGGACAGCAGAGAAUGUCGAUUCCGCCUCCUUCCUCAGCACCACACUUGGCAAUGUCCUGGUCACUGUGAAAAGGAACUUUGAUAAAUGCAUUAGUAACCAAAUCAAGCAGAUGGAGGAUGUAAAAAUCUCAAAGAAGAGUAAGGUUGGCAUUCUUCCAUUUGUAUCUGGGUUUGAAGAGUUUGCUGAAUUGGCAGAGUCAAUCUUUCGAGGAUCUGAGAGACGUGGAGAUUUAGACAAGGCUUAUACAAAGUUGAUUAAAGCAGUUUUUAUAAAUGUUGAAAAAGUUGCAAAUGAAAGCCAGAAGACACCCCGCGAUGUAGUCAUGAUGGAAAACUUUCAUCACAUCCUUGCGACUCUCUCCCGCUUGAAGAUCUCUUGCCUGGAAACAGAGAAGAGGGAUGCCAAGCAGAAAUAUAAUGACCAUCUGCAGUCAUAUGUCAUAUAUUCUUUAGGGCAUCCUCUGGAAAAACUAAAUAUAUUCUUUGAAGGGGUAAAAGCUCGCGUGGCACAAGGAAUUGGCUAUGACGAAGUAAGCUACCAGCUGGCUUUUAGCAAGCAAGAACUGCGUAAAGUCAUAAAGGAUUAUCCUGGUAAGGAGGUGAAGAAAGGACUGGACAAUCUCUACAAGAAGAUGGACAAGCAUUUGUGUGAGGAAGAGAACUUGUUACAGGUGGUCUGGCACACAAUGCAGGAUGAGUUCAUCCGUCAGUACAAGCACUUUGAAGGUUUGAUUGAGAAAUGUUACACUGGAGUUGGUAUUACCAUGGAAUUCACCAUCCAGGACAUCUUGGAAUAUUUCUCCAGUAUCGCACAAUCUCAUUAGCAAGUCUACAUGUAAUAAAGAUCAGGGAACUAGCACUUUAGGUGUCAUUUAUAUACAAGGAUAUGAGUGGUGGAAUUGUCUUUGGACUGGUCAAGGAAGAAUCUUGACCAUCAUGAGUGUAGUAUGAACUAAGUACAUUUAAGCCAACCGCCAUUAUUUAAUGCUAAACACUGUAAUGUAGGUGGGGUCCAGGUAAUUGUUUAGAGAACUGUAAUAUUGCAAUUGUCAGACAGACAAAUGACACUGGGCUUAGUAGACAAAUGGCAGCGCUGUUCAGUGUAUCAUAAGUCUUUCAUGAAUCAUGAAAUAUAUACGCUAAGUAAACAUGUCAACUUGAAAAAACAUUACUGCAAUAUUCGCAUCUAAAAUAAAGUGGCAAUAUCAGUGAUCCAUACAUUCUGUUAACCGAACAAGUAUUGUACACACAUUUUUAUCAUUUCCAUGCUUUGAUAAAGUCUUUGGAAGAGCUGAA
Messenger RNA from Rana temporaria (common frog), 3374 nucleotides. It is a transcript of the gene EXOC1, whose product is annotated as exocyst complex component 1. Gene Ontology annotation, biological process: exocytosis; Golgi to plasma membrane transport. Gene Ontology annotation, molecular function: phosphatidylinositol-4,5-bisphosphate binding. Gene Ontology annotation, cellular component: exocyst; plasma membrane. The transcript has 21 exons. The record is from RefSeq and is a predicted model, not a curated record. NCBI's taxonomy places the organism in Eukaryota, Metazoa, Chordata, Amphibia, Anura, Ranidae. Bases 143 to 2902 code for a protein of 919 amino acids.